Molecule: messenger RNA, 1222 nt
Organism: Zonotrichia albicollis (white-throated sparrow)
Lineage: Eukaryota; Metazoa; Chordata; Aves; Passeriformes; Passerellidae
Source: RefSeq, a predicted model, not a curated record
CUGAAGCAGCAAACCUCCCUCCCUUGACAGAGGCCCAGAAGAACAAACUGAGGCACCUGUCAGUCGUCACUCUGGCUGCCAAGAUCAAGUGCAUCCCCUACUCGGUGCUGCUGGAGCAGUUGCAGCUGAAGAACGUGCGGCAGCUGGAGGACCUGGUGAUUGAGGCUGUGUAUGCAGAUGUGCUGCGAGGGAGCUUGGAUCAACGGAACCAGCGCCUGGAGGUGGAUUACAGCAUUGGGAGGGACAUCCGGAGGGAGGAGCUUAGCACCAUCACCCGCACAUUGCAGGAGUGGUGCCAGGGCUGCGAGGUUGUGCUCUCGGGCAUUGAGGAGCAGGUCAGCAGGGCCAACCAGCACAAGGAGCAGCAGCUGGCCCUGAAGCAGCAGAUUGAGAGCGAGGUGGCAAACCUGAAGAAGACCAUUAAAGUGACAACAGCAGCCGCUGCAGCAGCCACGUCCCAGGACCCAGAGCAGCACCUCACGGAGCUCCGGGAGCCGGCCCCUGGCACCAACCAGCGCCAGGCGAGCAAGAAAACCUCCAAGGCCAAGGGGCUCCGGGGCAGCACGAAGAUUUGGUCUAAAUCAAACUAGCUGGAUCUCCCUUCACAACUGGGAGGGCAGCGUCUCCCUCCUUUUCAUCGCAGCAUUUCACACUCUGAGCUUCAGGUUGUACGCCUUGCUGUUUCCCCAACCGCCCAAGCCCCCGUCGCCACGGCCACGUGUUUCUCUCUUUCUCUCUCCCUGUCUUUUGACAGGCCAAUUUCAGGAGCCACAAGGUGUGACAGUCACCUUGGCACCCCCAGGGCAUCACAGAAGCUUGGAAAGAGGGUGCUGGUGCACAGCAGUCGUUCUGGCUCCAUGUGACCCCCUGGGAUACUUUGCUCCAGGACACAGUCUUUGAUUGUUUAAUCUUUGUUUUGCUAGGUGGGAGGGUAGUUUUUGAAGGGAUUCUUUUAAAAAAUAUAUAAAUAUAUUAUAAAUAUAUAUAAAACAAUAAAAAUAUAGAUCUAUGGACAUACCUAUAUAAACCUGCGCUCCUGUGGGUGGCACCUCUUUGCCUUGUACACCAGUUCUGGAGGUUCCAAAAUAAGCUGUGACAUUAAGAGCCUUUGUCCCAUUUUGGGGUGGAAUAUCCUCUCAAAGGUUCCCUUCUCAAAGGUAGUAUCUCUAUUGGGAUGAGAGUCCAUAAAACAGAAAUGAAUGAUAAAUCUUAUUUAAAGUGU